Phasianus colchicus (ring-necked pheasant) is the source of this 5235-nucleotide messenger RNA. RefSeq names its product translocation associated membrane protein 2 (gene TRAM2). The record is from RefSeq and is a predicted model, not a curated record. NCBI's taxonomy places the organism in Eukaryota, Metazoa, Chordata, Aves, Galliformes, Phasianidae. Gene Ontology annotation, biological process: protein insertion into ER membrane; SRP-dependent cotranslational protein targeting to membrane, translocation. Gene Ontology annotation, cellular component: endoplasmic reticulum membrane.
GGGGCCCGGGGAAGUUUGCGGCGGGGCGGGUGGCUUCCGAGUCGCUCCCGGUCCCGCAGCGCUGCCGGGCGCGGCCAUGGCUUUCCGGCGACGGGCCAAGAGCCACCCGCUCUUCAGCCAGGAGUUCCUCAUCCACAACCACGCCGACAUCGGUUUCUGCCUGGUGCUCAUCGUGCUCAUCGCUCUCAUGUUCGAGGUUACAGCCAAGACUGCCUUCCUCUUCAUCUUACCUCAGUAUAACAUCAGUGUGCCUACCACAGAUGGGGAGCUGGUCCAAUAUCACUACGGUCUGAAGGAUUUGGUCACCAUCCUCUUCUACAUCUUCAUUGCCAUCAUCCUGCAUGCAGUGGUACAGGAAUACGCCCUGGACAAAAUCAACAGGCGUCUCCAUCUGUCUAAAGUCAAACACAGCAAGUUCAAUGAGUCAGGGCAACUGGUUGUCUUCCACCUCACCUCUUUGAUUUGGUGCUUGUACGUUGUGGUGACGGAAGGAUACAUAUCAAACCCCCAGAGUUUGUGGGAAAACUACCCGCAUGUUUAUCUUCCCUUCCAGGUGAAGUUCUUCUACCUGUGUCAGCUGGCCUACUGGCUGCACGCGUUGCCAGAGCUCUACUUCCAAAAAGUUCGCAAGGAGGAUAUCCCACGCCAGCUGCAGUGCAUUGCGCUCUACCUGGUGCACAUUGCUGGCGCGUACCUCCUCAAUUUAACCCGCUUGGGGCUGAUCCUCUUGCUGUUGCAGUAUUUAGCGGAAUUCUUCUUCCACAUGGCCCGGCUGGUCUACUUCACAGAUGAGAACAACGAGAAGCUGUUUAACGUCUGGGCUGUUGUGUUUGUGGUCACCAAGCUCUUCACGCUAACCCUCUACAUCUUGGUCAUUGGCUUUGGUCUGCCACGCGUGGAGAACCAGGCCCUGGAGCCAGAGAAAGGGAAUCUCUUCAGCUUUCUCUUCAACCAUAUCCUCUUCAGAAUGAGUGUGCUGCUGUUGGUGUGCCUCUUCCAGGCCUCGGUGAUGUGGCGCUUCAUCCACUUCCAGCUGCGGCGCUGGCGGGAAUACUGGCACGAGCAGAGCAGCCGGAAGCGGGCCGCGGCCUGCGCCAAGCAGCCAGCCAAGCCGCUCAAGAGAGACUCGGGUUACCAUGAAAAUGGAGUGGUGAAAGCGGAGAACGGCACCUCGCUGCGAACCAAGAAGCUGAAAUCACCCUAGAAGAAAGGCCUCGGCUCCUGGGGAGGAGGGCGAGGUGCCAGGACUGAGGGCAGCCCUUCCUCCCAGUCCUCACAAGGUUGUCUUGAGCAGCUUGGGAGCAGGUCGUCUGCCCGAGGUGUCUCUCUCUCCUCCCUUUCUUUCUUACUUUCUUGAACCAUUUGCAAUAAAACCAAAAAGGUCCCUUUCCCCUGCUCCUUUCCCCUGUAGGAGCCUUUUCCAAGCCUCCUGGUUUUGCCUUCCUCUGUUUCACCGUAAAUCAGUGUGCAAUUUUAUUAUUUUUUUUCUAUUUUAGUGUUUGGUUAUUUGGGAUUUUUGUUACAAAUGCGUUGUAGAUGGUUCCGAAAUAUUUUUUUGCUCCUACAGCAUGUUUCUCCCCUCUCUCUGUGUUGAUUUCCCCAUCUCCUGCUUCAGGGCCAUGGUAGUUUGAAGGCUCCAUGUGUCAGCUAUGGGAACAGGCUCCAGGGGAAAAGUACGGGGACUCUGAGACCCGUGAGGUGCUCAUGGCUGAUGGUUUCCCCUCAUGGGGCACUCCAGCCAGCACUCAGAACGUGUUGCAUGAUGUCAAUGCUGCAAAUAGGGACUGGUGUCUGAAGGAGGAACCUCUGCUGUGUCUUGUCUCUCUCUGGUUGAGUGGGGUUCCUCCAGCUCCUGGCUUCGAGCUAAUUUUGGUGAUCUAGGAAGCAGAGAAGGUGAUCUAGGAAGCAGAGUUCCCUCUUCCUACAGGACCCACAUCCUAGCCUUUGCUUGCCCCAGCUUUUCUGGUACAGCUGGGUCCUCUUUAUCCUCUGGAUUGCCCUGUAAUUGCUCUGCACCUCCCAGCACUGAGAGCUGGGCUCAGGGCUCUGCAGCUCAUCAUGCCUUGCUGUGGGGCAGUGACAUCCUCAGGUCCAGGUGAAUCCUCGAGUCCUGCCCCACUCUGAGCCCUGGCCUGGCUCCUGUCAGCCUCCUGUGCCUCAGACCUGGUGCGCUCAUGGCUCGUCACCACCUCCAGACAAGCGAAGUGACUGCUGCAAAGGGUUUUGCAUUAAUGGGACUGUGCCCCUUAUGCUUAGCCAUCCUCAUUCCUACCAUGUCAGUCCAGCUGUGCCAUCUGCAGCCACCAGCUUCUCUUUCUUUCCAUAGGAUACACAGCUUGUAUCCACCCAAGGUGCUAUCAAAUGUAGGGUUUCUUCCAAAAACCCUAGCCCCUUCAUCCCUUUCUGAGCUGUGAAUGAGAUGACAGGAAGGAAGCCAAGGGCUAUGAGAAGUAGCUUGUACAUUAGGAAAGGCCUGUGAGACAUAGCUGUUGGCAAAUGGAGUUGUCUUAAAUCUACCUCAGAGGCCGUCUUUUGCUACAGACCACUCUCCUUCUUGCACCUCCCUGACCUGAGGUCUGGGGGAAGCCCAGGUCCCACUGGCUUGCUCCCCUUUGCUGGUGGGCAGCACCUCCUGCCCAGGGUUUUCACGGGUCAGUGGGCUUCCUUGGGGUCUGUGCACCAGUUUGGAUUUGGCUGAUGGGUGCUUCUCACCCCAUAGCUCUUUUCUGGGGUGCUUUCUGUAGCCAGGCUUUGCUGUUGGUGCCUCUUGUGCAGCAAAGUCAGCUGUAGCUCCCGGUGUGUGGGGUUGAGGAGAGCCUGGCCACUCUUUGAUAUGCAAGGCAGGAUGGAAGCCCACCUUCCUUAUGGGUGGUGGAAUGUGUGGUCUCAUGGCAUGUCACUUGCUCAGCCCCUCCGGGCAUGAUUCUAGCUUGGGCUUUUUGCAUUGAGGCUGGCACAGUUGUCUUUUGUAUCUUUUGUCUUUUGGAGAGUGAGAGACCAGUUGUUUGUCUGCCACUCUUUGAAUGGAGUUGCUCUUUCCUCCCUCUUUUUGUCGAUGUCUUUUCUCCCUUCCUCCUUUCCUUGCAGAGCCUCAGCUAAUGCUGGGCACAGGAGGGAGAAAAUGUAUAGGGACAUGAGUACAGUUGGUCAGAUUCCACUUGUUCCUCCGCUCCCGUGACCUCUGAGUGUCAAACAAAAUGUCAGCAGGAGUCUGGAAGAAGGUCCCCCUCUUUGAGGGGAAGUGAGGAAGGAGACUUUGAAGCUAGCGCCUCACAACAGCUGAGGAUUGGCUCUGUUAACAGAUGACACAUACAAUCCCCUCAGAAACCGGCUGCUGAAUAAUUCCUCUUCCUGCCUGCUUCGCUUCAGGCAGCUUUUCCACUUGCACAAUCCCGUGUCUUCAUAGAGUAGCUAAUUAUGCCUUGUAUCCCAAGUGCCUUAUGUUGCCGUGUAGCGUCUCGUAUGCUUGAUCUGUGUACUAUAGCAGCAGCUGAACGCCCUUUCUCCUUAUGACAUAUGUACAACAUACGCUACAUUUAUGUAUUUUUUUUGUUUUAGAUUUUUUUUUUUUGUCUUUUGAUAGAGCUACCAGUAAAAGGGACAGUUUGUUUUGAAAAUAUUUCCAUGUUUUCCUUCUGUUUGUUUGUUUUUUUUCUUAAGCCUAGAGAUGAUGUUCUUUUUUGCCUUCGUCUGUCUUUAAUCCUCUGAAAUCUUUCCUUCUCCUGUUAUGCCAAAGCAUGGCAUGACUUCUGUUGGUUAUUUAGUGCUGAGCCUUUGCUAUAUGGCAAUGAGAAGUCUCAUCCUCGAGGUUUCCAAUCUGCCCCCCGUUGGAGGGGCUGCCCCGAACUGCUUUCGUCUCUGGCUUUUAGUGCAAACACCAUCUCUGCAGUAACUGCUUUUAUGUCCAUGGCAUUUCUCAGCAGGCCAAGCCUUCUUUUCAGCCCAAAGAACUUUCACUGCAAACAGUUAGUGGUCAGUCUUCCCUUGACUGCUUUGUGUGCAAAGAUGCUGAGACCCUCUGUCAUUGACUGGAUGCUCUUCUUGCAUCCCAUCCUGUCAAGCCCCCUGUCAUCUGCAAAAAAAAAACAACAAACCCACAACCACACCAACAAACCCAACCCGAAGCAAGAGCUGUUUUCUGCCACAGUGCAGAAACCGAUAGAGACUAUGCAAGUUCCGACUUUGUGUAAUUAUUGCUUGCUCUGCACCCUUCCUAUGGGCUUGAGGCUGAUUCUGCCAUCUGUUUCUAUUACCAACAUAAGGUCAGGGACUGAGUAGUCUGUGAUUUUUAGUGUGCAGUGUAGUGUUCUCCUGUCCUAGCCUAGAAACUUUUGAAAUACUGGCAGUAGUUCUCUCUUUUUGUUGCAGAGAGUUCAGGGAUGGGCUUGGGAAGAGAAGAGGGUUGAAGAAGAACAGAUGUAGCAUUUCACAUAUAAUUUUUGAGUGACUCGUACUUUGUGGGGCAUUACAGAUAUGUUGUUUUGUUUCUUUUUGUUUAGGAUUUUUCUUACUUGUGUUUGGGUUAGUGGUAAAGACAAGUUCCAGUUCCUCUGUAGGACCCCUUACCCUUAUCUUGUUGUUUUAAGAUGUAUUUCUGAUAUCCUUCCCUGUCGGAGGGGAGGACUACCCCAGGAUUCUCCUCUGACCCCGAAGUUAUUCCCAAGGCCUGUUGGGAAUAUUUCCCAUAUUCCCUAUUGCUGCAUGGGGAUUUGCAGCAACAGCUGCUUCUUACCUUGGAUGAAGUUUUGGUAGAUGGACCCUGACAUGCACCAACAGUAGGCGGAGAUUUUGGGGUCUGAUUUACAGCCUUCCUGGAAGCUUUGUGAGCAUGUAGUAGAUGGUUUUUUGGCAGGCUUUGUACUCAAACUGUGAAGUUUGUUACGUAACCUCGGGGCUGUGGGUGGGAGUUUUGCUGGCAGAGAGGAAGGAUGGCUGUUAUGAAAGCCUGGCGGAGGCACGUAGCUUUCCUUCAGGUAUGUUGAAUUCCAUGGACCAAAACUUCAGCAAAAGGAACUCGAGGAAAAUUUUUGUUCUUCCAUAUUCCAAAGUUUUAAAUUUUGGAGAGGGGUGGUGGGGAAGUGACACUCUCCAAUAUUUUAUCCAUAUCUCAUUUGUUUCAUUCUUCCUGUCACGUAAAUUUUUUUUGUACGGUUUAUGUUCGUUGUCGUUUAUUGUUCAAUGACUUUUGUGAUAAACUCAACAGAAGUAUUUUCUGAAAUAAAUAAAUAAAAGGCA